UAGGCGGAAGGGGUGUCUGAGGGGGGCUGUCUUGGGGGAGGCAGGCCCAAGUGACUGGGGUCUGACGGGAGCCGCAGGUUUAAGGAGGGGCACCUGUGGGAGCAUUCACGCGGGAGCGAGGGGCUGCUCUGCCGGGUGGGUGGGGCAGAGGGCAGGGCGGGCCGGGGCUGGGCCUGCCCCCUCCCAGCCCGACGGUCGGGCAGCGCCAGGCGGCCGGCUCUGGGCCAACAGAUUAGAGCGCGGGGCGGCGUGGGAGCGGGACGAGCCACCCCGGGGGUCAGCCUGGUGGGGCGGGGGUCGGGGCGAGAUUCGGGGUGGGCUAGACCUGGGGCAGCCACAGAGAGAGAGGGGGACCCCGAGAUGCAGAGCCGGACCCGGAGAGGUCAGGCACGAGGCGAGGGAUGGAGAGGCAGCGGCAGAGACAGUGCGGGGCGGGCGGGCGGUGAGAGCCAGCGCGUGUGAGUGAGUGAGUGAGUGGUGAGGAGCGAGGAGGGAGGCCGGGAGCCCGUGGUUAGUGAUGGGGCACAGCGGAAGGGGAGGCUGCAGGGAAGACUGGCUGGGAGGGAAGGUGAGGGGACACGGGGCCAGGAGAGGAAUGGGAAAAAUGGGGACCAGUGGGCAGAGGGGUGCCUGCCUGCAGGAGGCGGCGGGUGGGGCGGGAUGUGGCGGGUGACUGGCGGGCGGGGGCCUGGGUGGAAGGGGAAGCACCCCCUCCCCGCAGUGCCAGCUCCCGCUGACCCCUGUCUGUCUCUCCCGCUUGCUCUAUCCCCUCCCCGUCUGUCUGUCUGUCCCGGCCUCUCUGCAGGGCUGGCUCCACCAUGGACUGUAGCUGCGUCUCUGACCUUCUCUUCGCCCCGCCUGCCCUGCCUGCUCUCUGGACCCCUGGGUUUGCCUUCCCGGAUUGGGCCUACAAGCCGGAGUCGUCCCCUGGCUCGAGGCAGAUCCAGCUGUGGCACUUUAUUCUGGAGCUGCUGCAGAAGGAGGAGUACCAGGGUGUCAUCGCCUGGCAGGGAGACUACGGGGAGUUUGUCAUCAAGGACCCGGACGAGGUGGCUCGGCUCUGGGGCAUCCGCAAGUGCAAGCCCCACAUGAAUUACGACAAGCUGAGCCGGGCCCUGCGCUACUACUACAACAAGCGGAUUCUCCACAAGACCAAAGGGAAGAGGUUCACCUACAAGUUCAACUUCAGCAAAGUUGUGCUUGUCAAUUACCCGUUGUUGGAUGUGGCUGCAGCCACCACGGGCUCUCCACUCCUGCUGACCCCUGGUCCCUUUGGGGGAGCCCCUGGGCCAGAUGCUCCUCCCCUCACCCCUGAGACCCUGCAGACCCUGUUCUCUGCCCCACGCCUAGGAGAGCCGGGGGCCCGUGCACCCCUGUUCACCCCCGAGACAGACAAACUGCGUCUGGACAGCCCUUUCCCGUUCCUGGGCUCUGGUGCCACCAGCUAUUCCAAGCCCCCUGGCUUGCUGGGUCCUUUCGGCCGCGCUUUCCCAGAGCACCCUUGGAACUUUAGUCCAUACCUCACCGGCCCCUUCCCCAAGCUGCCCCCACCUCUCUACCCCCCACACUUCUACCCCAACCCUCUGGCCAGUUCCCUGGGCCACCUGCCCUCCACAGGGGCAGGGGGAAGCCCUUCCACAGUGCCCUUACUGGCUGCGACUGGGGAGGGCCUGGGCCCCGAGCGCCCCUCAGGCCUGGCAGCGGCCCCUCGCCUGGCACUGCCGGGGGCUGGGGGUCCAGAGGCCACGCUGGGUGGGAAGGAGGACAGCGACUCAGAGCUGGAGAUCACCGACGUCAGCGGCUGCAGCUCCGACAGUGAGGGCGAUGAGGGCCUCCCCACGCCCCCCAAGGCCAAGGCGGGCAAAGGCGGGGUCGGCAGCUGAGCCAGCGUGGGGUGAUGGAUUCUGCCGAGGCGGGGACCAGGGUGGCCACCCGCGCAGCCUCUCCAAUGUCCUGCCUGCCCUCAAUGUCCUGCCUGAGACUGGGGACCAGCCCUCAGCCGCUCCUAGGCCCAGGCACAUGGCUGCCCUAGUCUUUUUCCC
Vicugna pacos (alpaca) is the source of this 2042-nucleotide messenger RNA. It is a transcript of the gene ERFL, whose product is annotated as ETS repressor factor like. Gene Ontology annotation, biological process: regulation of transcription by RNA polymerase II; cell differentiation. The record is from RefSeq and is a predicted model, not a curated record. Lineage: Eukaryota; Metazoa; Chordata; Mammalia; Artiodactyla; Camelidae. Gene Ontology annotation, molecular function: sequence-specific DNA binding; DNA-binding transcription factor activity, RNA polymerase II-specific. Gene Ontology annotation, cellular component: nucleus.